Anarrhichthys ocellatus (wolf-eel) is the source of this 2138-nucleotide messenger RNA. RefSeq names its product pyruvate kinase M1/2b (gene pkmb). NCBI's taxonomy places the organism in Eukaryota, Metazoa, Chordata, Actinopteri, Perciformes, Anarhichadidae. Gene Ontology annotation, molecular function: potassium ion binding; pyruvate kinase activity; magnesium ion binding. The record is from RefSeq and is a predicted model, not a curated record. The transcript is spliced from 11 exons. Gene Ontology annotation, biological process: glycolytic process. The coding region runs from base 97 to 1689 and encodes 530 amino acids.
GGCGAAUAAAACCUGUCGCUCCUACUGAGCCAGUGGCGUCUUGAUCCUUGCAAAAUUCACCCAGUAGGACAUUUCCUGCAGACCCAGAUCCAGGUCAUGUCGAAGUCAAAGGAUAUGGGCUCUUCCAUCAUUCACACCCAGCAGAUGCAUGCUGCCAUGGCGGACACGCUCCUUGAGCACAUGUGCCUGCUGGACAUCGACUCUGAACCCGCUGUGUCUCGCAACACCGGCAUCAUCUGCACAAUCGGACCUGCCUCCCGAUCUGUGAACAUGGCCAAGGAAAUGAUCAAGGCUGGGAUGAACAUUGCAAGAAUGAACUUCUCUCAUGGCACACAUGAGUACCAUGCUGAGACCAUCAAGAAUGUCCGUGAGGCUGCUGAGAGCUUUGUUGCCGGAUCUGCUGACUACAGACCAUUGGCCAUCGCUCUGGACACCAAGGGACCAGAAAUCAGGACUGGACUUAUCAAGGGCAGUGGCACUGCUGAGGUUGAGCUCAAGAAGGGUGAAACCAUCAAGCUCACACUCGACAACCAGUUCAUGGAGAAUUGUGACGAGAAAGUUCUGUGGCUCGACUACAAGAACAUCACCAAGGUUGUGCAGAUAGGAAGCCACAUCUACGUUGACGAUGGUCUGAUUUCCCUCAAGGUUAAAGAAGUUGGCAAGGACUUCCUGAUGUGUAACAUUGAGAAUGGCGGAUUGCUGGGCAGCAAGAAGGGCGUCAACCUGCCUGGAGCUGCCGUUGACCUGCCUGCUUUGUCUGAGAAGGACAUUCAGGACCUGGAGUUCGGCGUGGAGCAGGGUGUUGACAUGGUCUUCGCCUCCUUCAUCCGCAAGGCUGCUGAUGUUCAGGCUGUCAGGAAAGUGCUGGGCGAGAAGGGCAAGGACAUCAAGAUCAUCAGCAAGCUGGAGAACCAUGAGGGUGUGCGCAGAUUCGAUGAGAUCCUGGAGGCUAGUGAUGGCAUCAUGGUGGCCCGUGGAGACCUGGGCAUUGAAAUCCCAACAGAGAAGGUCUUCAUCGCGCAGAAGAUGAUGACUGGCAGGUGCAUGAGGGUCGGCAAGCCCAUCACCUGUGCAACACAGAUGCUGGAGAGCAUGACCAAGAAACCACGCCCUACUCGCGCCGAGGCCAGCGAUGUCGCCAACGCCGUGCUGGACGGCAACGACUGCAUCAUGCUGAGUGGUGAGACCGCCAAGGGAGACUAUCCCCUGGAGGCCGUGCGCACACAGCACAUGAUUGCCCGUGAAGCCGAGGCAGCCAUGUACCACAGGCAGAUGUUCGAGGAGCUGCGUCGCACCUCCCAUCUGACCCGUGACCCCACAGAGACCGUAGCUAUCGGUGCCGUCGAGGCUUCCUUCAAGUGCUGCGCCAGCGCCAUCAUCGUGCUCACCAAGUCUGGCAGGUCUGCUCACAUGCUGUCGAGGUACAAGCCCCGUGCCCCCAUCAUUGCUGUGACCCGCUGUGGCCAGGCCGCCCGCCAGGCCCACCUGUACCGCGGUAUCUACCCUGUGCUCUACACCAAACCUGCCAACGAUGUCUGGGCCGAGGACGUUGACCUGCGUGUGAACUUUGCUCUGGAAGUUGGUAAGCACCACAAAUUCUUCAAGUCUGGAGAUGUUGCCCUUGUUGUGACUGGCUGGCGCCCAGGUACCGGUUACACCAACACUAUGAGAGUUGUGCUGGUGCCUUGAACUCCAUCAAAGGACAUUAGUAACCGCUCCCCCUCCCCUGUCCUGUAAACUGUUUUGGACUUUUCUUUCCUCUCAGUCUUCAUCCCCAACAGAAAAUCAAAACCAGGCCGCUCCUUCAAAGGACUUUUGAAGGUGUCGUUCACAGACAAUAACUCCUUGCUUCCUUUAUCCAUAAAUGAAAUGCAUUGUCUAAAUCGUUUUAAUGGAAACUUUUCUAUCGUGACUGUGUCGACUUAGUUUGCAUGUUGAACAGAGUGGUAAUCAGUGUUUCUCUGCAUUCACUGUAAAGUACAUGUUUUGUUAUUUCCUUGUUUUUUGGUUCAUUAAUUAUCGAGGGAUGAACAUAAAUAUGUACUAGUAUUGUCUUGCCCAGUGUUUCAUGCUGAACUGACAGUUGGCACAAAGUCAUCUGGUGGGUUUCAAUCCAUUAAAAGGAAUUCUGGGGUCAA